UGAAAUGUCAAAACGGCUGCCCCCGAGGCGGAAUGACGGCUCGCCGUUACAAUCAAAAGGCUGCUUGAUUGACCACGUUGAGGCGUCUAAAACGUUUUCGCGGCAGACUAGCCCUUUGUGAUAAUGUCGGCUUAUUAUGAAGAGAGAUCUGGGGACGAUGGCCCAGCAGGCAUGGAGCCAGAUGGUGUCAUUGAGAGCAACUGGAACGAGAUUGUGGACAGCUUUGACGACAUGAACCUGCGGGAGACUCUGCUCCGGGGAAUCUACGCCUACGGUUUCGAGAAGCCCUCUGCCAUCCAGCAGCGGGCCAUCCUCCCUUGCAUCAAGGGUUAUGAUGUGAUCGCGCAGGCCCAGUCCGGCACGGGAAAGACUGCCACCUUUGCCAUCUCCAUCCUGCAGCAGCUCGACAUCGAGCUCCGUGGCACCCAGGCCCUGGUCCUGGCCCCCACCAGAGAGCUCGCCCAGCAGAUCCAGAAGGUGAUCCUGGCCCUAGGCGACUACAUGGGUGCCUCGUGCCACGCCUGCAUCGGCGGCACCAACGUGCGGAACGAGGUGCAGAAGCUCCAGGCCGAAGCACCGCAUAUAGUGGUGGGGACUCCGGGCCGCGUCUUCGACAUGCUCAACCGCAAGUUCCUCUCCGCAAAGUACAUCAAGCUGUUUGUCCUGGAUGAAGCGGAUGAGAUGUUGAGCAGAGGCUUCAAGGACCAAAUCUACGAGAUCUUCCAGAAGCUCGGUACCAACACACAGGUGGUGCUGUUGUCUGCCACUAUGCCCCAGGAUGUGCUGGAGGUCACAAAGAAGUUCAUGAGGGAGCCCAUUCGCAUCCUGGUCAAGAAGGAGGAGCUGACCCUGGAGGGCAUCCGGCAGUUCUACAUCAAUGUGGAGAAAGAGGAGUGGAAGCUGGACACCCUGUGUGACCUGUACGAGACCCUAACCAUCACCCAGGCCGUCAUCUUCAUCAACACGCGCCGCAAGGUGGACUGGCUCACCGAGAAGAUGCACGCCAGGGAUUUCACCGUCUCUGCCCUGCAUGGAGACAUGGACCAGAAGGAGCGCGAUCUGAUCAUGAGGGAGUUUCGCUCGGGGUCCAGCAGGGUCCUCAUCACCACUGACUUGCUGGCGAGAGGUAUUGAUGUGCAGCAGGUGUCUCUGGUGAUCAACUACGACCUGCCGACCAACCGUGAGAACUACAUCCACAGGAUUGGGCGCGGCGGCCGUUUCGGCAGAAAAGGAGUUGCCAUCAACAUGGUGACGGAGGAAGACAAGCGGACCCUGCGAGACAUCGAGACGUUCUACAACACCACCGUGGAGGAGAUGCCCAUGAAUGUGGCUGACCUCAUCUAAGGUCCUCCGGUUCCCCCCCAGUUCCAUAUAAACUGUGCUCUUAAAUGAUGAUGGACUAUGCCUGACCUGUCUCUUUAUCGGGGACGGGGGUCUUGUACCUCUCAUCACCUCAUUGAUGUCUAGCAGUUUUAAUCAGAUUGGCAACUUAUCAGACUGGACCGGUCCUGCUUUGCUCACUUGGAUAUUUGGAUACCCCUCCAGUUUCAGUGUUUCUGAAUUACCCCCCCCCCAGCUGCAAUUUGAACCACUAGCCAAAAUGUCAGCUGAUUUAUGAAGUUCUUGAAAGAUGUUUGUUCAUAGUUUCUGCAGCAUUGACUGUGGUCCAGGCAGAAUCGCCACAGAUGAGAUGAUUCCAAAUGUAGUGUUUUUGUCCUUGCUGGGCAGAGAUGAGCCGUGUAAUGGUCAGCAAUGUCCUUCACAAAUGGUGUUUGCCUCUGGCUCUUCUAAGCCUCAUUGUGUUUCAGGGAUGUGAGUGGUUUGGGUGUUACUUGGUGCAUGUCGAACAGGCCCAUAUGGACAGCUUCAUAUAUUUACAGCAGAUUUUUUUUUUAAUGGUUCUGGUUUAGUUUUACCAGUCUGUUCAGGCACAGGCCUGGUCCUCUGUAGUCAGAGUAACAGUUGAGUUUUAUUGGCUUGGAGUGGCUAGAAAUUUUAGGGCCAAGAAACCGCUGUGAUGACCGCAUGCUGCGGAACUGGGGUGCCUUGUAACCUACCUCAAUGUUUGUUUUGUGGAAAGUGGGGUGGGAAUGGAGUUAUACAGACAUUACUGCGGAUGGUGAGCUUCCAUGUGAUCAACCCAUGGCGACUCCCACACCUGUACACAAGGGGGGGGCGCACAGUCAAGCCUUCAAUGCUUCUAUAAUUGAUGGAUUGUUUAGAGAACAGAAGCCAUGUAAAUGCCUUUUUCUACAUUGGAUUCUGUGUAGUAUUUAUUUGGUCUGAAAUAAAAUUGCAGUCUUGUAGUCUUUUUAAACUGUUAACUGA
This is a messenger RNA of Paramormyrops kingsleyae, 2328 nucleotides long. Its product is annotated as eukaryotic initiation factor 4A-I-like. Gene Ontology annotation, molecular function: ATP binding; RNA helicase activity; nucleic acid binding. NCBI's taxonomy places the organism in Eukaryota, Metazoa, Chordata, Actinopteri, Osteoglossiformes, Mormyridae. The record is from RefSeq and is a predicted model, not a curated record.